AUGGCGUCCUUCAGCGUCAUGAAGACUGCAGCCAUCGAUCCGAUCCAUGAGUUGAAACGUAAGAUCGAGAGGCUCACCAAACGGGAAAGUAAAAGUUCUUCCACGGAAUCUUCUAACCCGGAGAAGGAGGGCAAGAGUAACCUGAACUUGUCCGCCGAUGAACUCAAGGAACAGGGUAAUAAAUGCGUUAAAGCCGGGAACUUCACCGAGACAAUUUUGCACUACACGCACGCUAUCAAAUUGAAUCCGAACGAUGCAAUUCUGUACAGUAAUCGAUCGCUGGCAUUUCUGAAAAUGCAGCAAUACUACUAUGCCAAUGAGGAUGCGGACCGAGCGAUAGCACUCAAUCCGACCUGGGCGAAGGGAUACUACCGAAAGGCGGAGGUUCACAUCGGAGUAGGACAGUAUGACACAGCACUAUUGUCACAUGGAAAAGCUUUACAGUUGCAACCGCAGGACAUGGGGAUCAUACAAGCCGCUAGGAAAGCAGCAGAACUUAGCAACCAGGACGUUGAGAAGGAAAAACGAACGCCUGCGAUGGGAGCGGGCAUCGGUUGCAUAGUGGGGAUGUGUAUCGUAUUUGCCGAUAUGUUACUAACGGAGACACCUGCUAUUAAGGUAGGUAGUAUUAUGGGUAAACAUGGAUUAAAGGCGUAA
This is a messenger RNA of Wyeomyia smithii (pitcher-plant mosquito), 657 nucleotides long. RefSeq lists its product as uncharacterized. Bases 1 to 657 code for a protein of 218 amino acids. The transcript has 2 exons. NCBI's taxonomy places the organism in Eukaryota, Metazoa, Arthropoda, Insecta, Diptera, Culicidae. The record is from RefSeq and is a predicted model, not a curated record. Gene Ontology annotation, molecular function: Hsp90 protein binding.